Porites evermanni is the source of this 882-nucleotide messenger RNA. The record is from the annotation of a GenBank genome assembly. NCBI's taxonomy places the organism in Eukaryota, Metazoa, Cnidaria, Anthozoa, Scleractinia, Poritidae.
GUGAGAAUAUCAAGGGAUGCAGAAGUUAAAAUAACCAGUACCUCAUGCAACUGUGAGGCAGGAGCAGGUCUCUGCAAUCAUGCAAGAGGCCUGGUAUACCUCCUUGAACACUACAGAAAACUUGGUUUAAGAAGUGUACCUCCCGUCAUGUCUAAAACAAGUCUUCCACAGACAUGGCAUGUUCCACAAAGGACAGCAGGAAUUAAUCCCCGUGAUGUACAAGAGGUGCUAGUGCAACAGGUAAAACCUCCAAGCAGUGAUGCUCCUUCAAAAAAGAAAGUACGCAGGAUAGAUGGCGUACGGUCCACCCUGUACAACCCAAUUCCAGAACAAUUUGGGGAACCUAAAAUUAUAGAUUCCAUGAAGGACAUAUUCAAAGUAUAUAAAGACAUGCAAAUAAAUAGCAUUGUUCCCGAAACGAACAGAUAUGACUUUGUGGACAGUAAUCUCGGAAAGGUAGCUUGUGGCUCAGUUAUCUCAUACCAGCAGCGCCAAAACACAACAAAUGACCCCAAAAUUCACAUGAACAUUGACGGGCCAGAAAAUCCACCAGCUUUUGAUGUGCCAUCACUUGAAAACCAUUAUUUAUUUGUUCCCAAAUUGGCAGAAAUAAACUUUAUUGAAGGACUCAGUGUAUCACUAGAACAAUCUUGUUUAUAUGAGGAAGAGACAAGGGAGCAAUCUGACACACAGAAGUGGCAUGACUUGAGGGCACAGAGAUUAUCUUCCAGUAAAUUUAAAGAUGUGUGUAUACGAAGAGCUGACUUUGAAUCAUUGGCAGUCAGACAACUAAAGAAGACUGUGCAAACUUCGGCAAUGAAGCAUGGCAUAAAUACAGAAGAAGAGGCAGCUUCUGCAUAUGCUGACAGUGGAGACUGCAAU